Messenger RNA from Triticum dicoccoides, 719 nucleotides. RefSeq lists its product as uncharacterized. Gene Ontology annotation, molecular function: zinc ion binding. The transcript is spliced from 2 exons. Lineage: Eukaryota; Viridiplantae; Streptophyta; Magnoliopsida; Poales; Poaceae. The record is from RefSeq and is a predicted model, not a curated record. The coding region runs from base 197 to 646 and encodes 149 amino acids.
GCCUCUCCUCUCGCCUUUCGCCGGCGCCUCGCCUCUCGCCUUUCGCUGUCAACCAAGCAAUGGCGUCUUCAGGGAUCUCCUCCACGAGUCGGGUGUCGACCAGCGGAAGCGAGGGCACGCAGGCGCCGUCGCAGUCGCCGGUUCCUACCGACAUGGCCCAAUGGAGUAAGAGCCGCCGCAGUAUUGCCGUUGUGACAUGAAAGCCCCGAGAUGGAUCUCAUGGAGCCCGAAGAACCCAGGGAGGAGGUACUACAACUGCGGCAAAGCAUUGGGAGUCGACUGCAGAUAUUUUCUUUGGCAUGAUGAUCCACACAGUCCAUUUGUGAGCAUGUUGCUUGGUGAUUUGCGCGAUGUUGUGUAUCGACUGAAGGAUCAACUGAGGAAUGAAAAUGACUUGCUCAACGCCAGCUUGUCGAAGAACAAGUUGUUGGAUGCGUAUGUGUGUGAUUUGGAAGUCAAGCAUCAUGGAGAAGUUGCUGUCCUGAAGAAGAAGAUUCAGAAUCUGCAGUUCUGCCUUGUGGUUGCUGUUCUGUUUUGCCAUUUCCUUCUUUUGGAAAUGAUUUACAUCAUAAAAAAAAUUAGUUUGCGAAUGACUCAAUUAUGUAUGCUGUUAAGCAAGAUUCAGAAUGUAUGCUGGAGAAGUUGAUGUCCUGAAUGUAUGUUGUACUAUGAAAACACGCAGAAUUUGUACUGUGUAAUGUUAUGCAAAAUUAAGAAUU